Seminavis robusta is the source of this 1149-nucleotide messenger RNA. The record is from the annotation of a GenBank genome assembly. Lineage: Eukaryota; Bacillariophyta; Bacillariophyceae; Naviculales; Naviculaceae.
AUGGAUCAGCGUCUUCAGAAUGGAUCCCCAAUACAGAUAAAGUUGCUAAAAGUCGAACUUGGUCGUUGGCAAGGUCAUCUCGAGAAGGUUGUGGACGACUACCAAUCUGGCGCCGAAAAUUUGGACCCUUCUACCAAGAAUGCCAAUCUACGGGGAACUUUGACGGAGCUGCAAGAAUCCCUCGACUCAUUGCGUCGGAAACACUUGGCAGAGACUGAUAAAAAUAAUGUUAUUGGAGAUCUAUACACUGGCUUUGAGGAAUGUUCCGUCAAACUUGAUCAGGCCAAGGCGUCAUUGCUUCCCAAAGCCAGCUUUACCUUUCGACGUUACCGAAAAGCAUGGAAGGAACGUCAAACAACAACAUCUACGAGACAAGACAAAGCGAAGGUCACAAAGCCGGAUCCAAUUUCCGAUACAUUAUCGCCAGCAGUUGAAAAUCCUCUGGCAAAUAAGAGCCAUGUCUCCAUGGUUGUCACCCAGGCGGAACGGAUUGUCACUCGUCCAAUGGGAGACACUGCCGAAAGUUUAAAGGACUCUCCUUCUGAAAAGGAGCUGUGCUUGACUGGAGGUUCCUUGCUUAUUGUCAAUAUUCAGCACUCGUGCAUCCAAUUGCAAAACAGUUUCCAGGAAUUGCAUAUUUCAAAUGUUUCACAUUCCACCAUCCGAGUGGACAGUGAUACCGCUAUUUCGGGAGCACUGCAUAUGACAAAUUGCAACCAUGUAGAUAUCCAUGUCAAAUCCUUUCAUCAGUUGAGAAUUCACGAAUCCAACAACCUGAAGAUUCACAUUGCCGACGCAGAACGGUCUGGUGGUGCCAUCAUGGAAGAAUCCAACAAUGUAGUCUUUUCUAUCGCUCCAAAAACACCCACGGCAUCCUCAAGACAGAGCCAAGAGCACAGCAAAUGUGAGCUACUAGAUGUCAAAGACUUUAGUUGGCUGCACAGAGGAGUACCCAGUCCCAACUUUCGAGUUGACGUCCUACCAACCAACUCAAUAGUACCCACCAAGAAUGCAUCAAUCAGGAAAACAACAUCUGACGAGCAACCUUUCGUGACACAACAGACAGAAGUUGGGACCAGUAAUGCCGAAACCCAACUAUCCACACAACCACAAGCUGAGCAAGAAGAUAGCGACGAUGACGAGCUCUAA